Molecule: messenger RNA, 2385 nt
Organism: Anas platyrhynchos (mallard)
Lineage: Eukaryota; Metazoa; Chordata; Aves; Anseriformes; Anatidae
Gene: TNIP2
Product: TNFAIP3 interacting protein 2
Biological process (GO): toll-like receptor 2 signaling pathway; regulation of transcription by RNA polymerase II; toll-like receptor 3 signaling pathway
Molecular function (GO): K63-linked polyubiquitin modification-dependent protein binding
Source: RefSeq, a predicted model, not a curated record
GAGCCCUUAAACGGCAGCGGCCGCCCCCUGCCUGCCUCGGGGAAGACGGAAGGGCGAAGCUCCAGCAGCAGAAGCAGCGACAGCAGCGCUACCAGCAGCAAUAGUCCCGGCCGUGCCUGGCUCCUCGCUGGUUUAUAUGCACCUGGCCGGGUUGUUGCUCGCCCCGGAGGAGAGAGAGAAGAAGGGGCAGCGCCGCGAGCGAGGCUCGUCCCCCCCCGCCAUGUGCUCGGUGAGCGAGGGCAGCAGCACGGACCCGCUGGUGGCUCGCUUCAGGCAGGUGGAGGAGACGCUGGAGAAGCUGCACCGCGAGAACAGGAGCCUGAAGAGCAAAGUGCCCCGCUACAACGCGCUCUGCACCUUGUACCACGAGUCGGUCCAGCAGCUGAAGCACCUGCAGCUGCAGCUGGCCGCCAAGGACGCGACGAUCCGGGAGCUGAGGAGCGGGCUGGCCCGCCAGCAGCCCACCGAGCCGGGGGCCGAGCCCGCCCGCUCGCUGGUGGACAGCCUGCUGGAGCAGCUGGGGCAGGCCCGGCAGCAGCUGCGGGACAGCGAGAGGCUCUCGGCGCAGAAAAUGGAGACCCUGAGCCAGGAAGUGCAGAAGUUGAAUCAGCAACUAGAGGAGAAAAAUGGAGAGAUACAGCAGAUGAUAAAUCAGCCUCCAUAUGAAAAGGAGAGAGAAAUCUUACGACUUCAGAAGAGCUUGGCAGAGCGGGAGAAGGCUCAAGCCACCAGUGAUGUUCUGUGCCGUUCACUCACUGAUGAAACCCACCAACUUCAACGCAAAUUAGCGUCCACAGCAGAAAUGUGUCAACAUCUGGCAAAAUGUCUAGAAGAGAAGCAAAGAAAAGAGAAGGGGAAUUCAGAUGACCAGAUUGCUACUGAAAGUUCUAAUCAGGUGUUAGACAAUGAAACCUCACUUCAAACCCUUAUCUGCAAGCUGCAAGAUGAAAACAGAAUGUUAAAACAAAAAGUAGCACACGUGGAAGACUUAAAUGCAAAAUGGCAGAAAUACGAUGCCAGCAGGGAUGAGUAUGUGAAGCGGCUCCACCUGCAGCUAAAAGAGCUCAAGUCCCAGCUGGAGCAGCAGCACGGUGUAGCUUCAGCACAAACCAAUUCCGAGCUGAUGCAGAAGGAGAUAUUCCGGUUAAACAAGCUACUGGAAGAAAAAAUGAAUGAGUGCAUCAAAACAAGGAGGGAAUUAGAAGAUGUGAAGAAGGCUAGUGAAGGAGACACUGAGCGCAUACAAAUGCUGGAGCAACAGGUCCUAGUUUACAAAGACGAUUUCACAUCUGAGAGAUCAGACAGAGAACGAGCACAGAGUAAAAUACAAGAGCUUCAGCUAGAAGUCGCAUGUCUGCAACACCAGCUGGCAAGACGACAGGACUCAAGAGAUACAAGUACUCAUUUCCGAGUUCACGUUGGUAACCAAAAUCAUACGCAUGUACAGACGAGCACUGAGCAUCUACGAGGCAACAGCCCAGGCCAGACAGGCACGAGAAAAACACCUUCACAGUCUGAACAGACUUCUCCACCUGGAGACAAUGGAAACUCAGGAGCAGAGGGCAGGGGACAGGGUGAACUUCGAUGCCCUCACUGUAUGAGGUUUUUCAACGAUGAACUCAGUGAUGAAUUUCUCAAGCACGUUACUGAAUGUUGUCAGUGACAAUGUGAUGUGAGGCACAUAAGAAAAUCACUACUCUACAGACUGCAAAACUUGGACAAAUGGACACCUCUUAGUAAUUAGGAAGAUGAACAGUAUCUACCUCUUAUUUGAUUUCACCUUCUCUUGGACUGUACAAAAGACUUCAAGGUAAAGCAAAGUAUUUUCAUGAAGAAUUAUUUUUGACAACUACAAGGCAGGCAAGCAUAAUGCAAAUUCUACUCCAGACUAAAGAAAAUGAAACUUACAGCGGUAGCUAGCUUCAGAGUACAGCUUGGCUCUUACUGGAGAGUAAUUAUCCACAGCAGUCUGAAGGCUUAGGAAAAGAAGUCACUGAACUUGAAAACUUCCUUCUCUUCUGAAAAGAUAGUGUGAAGAAUAGGGGAGGAACAGCUUGACGGAAGAAAAAGACCUCUUGUGCUUUAUCUGGAUUAAAAGAGAAUAUUUUCUUGGCUAUUGAGACCGAACUUUCAGACAUCUUAUUUGAAAAUCCCUGUGUUCAACUGAAAUCAGGAGAAGUGAAAAAAAAAAAAAACAUACAAGGGCUGGUUGUUAACUAAAACUAGCCUGUCUUUUUGCACAGACAAUGUACAGGGAUAUUUAUUUUUUUUUUCUGUGCCAUAAAUAUUUCACAUAACGUGUAUUUGUGUAAUUAUUGAUUGAAUUCUAAUUCUACCAAAGUGUUAUUUUUAUAAUAAAAGUGAUUGUGAAGUUGCUUUACUAUA